ACGAGCCGUUGCUUGUGGAAACAGCUGGUAGUUUCUGUCAGCGAACACUUCGGCUUGUAGGCAGCUUUAGUCAGGGAUAAAAGUUGAAAUGAUAUUCUAAAUUUACUGAGAGCGUUUAAAUUUGUCUCAUAGUUACUGUUCCAGUUGACGCCGGGAAAUGUCAUCCUGUAAAAGCCACUUCAUCAGACUGUUGUUAAUUAACAACCUAGCUUGUUAGCGGUACUCAACUGACGCUCGACGCUAACGCCAGCUAGCUGCUAACUUUGUAGUCCCAUAGCAUCAACUGGCAGGAUACGGGGUUUCUGUAACUGCAGAAAAACUGUCAUCUGUCGGUUUUCUGGCGGCUCUGAAGGAGUUUUUUGCUCAUUUUCAGCAUGACUCAUGUUCAUUAUAAAUUCUCCUCCAAACGCAGCUACGACACAGUGCUUUUUGAUGGGCCGAACAUCACGCUAAUGGACCUGAAGAGGCAGAUCAUGGACAGGGAGAAGCUCCGGGUCGGUUUCUGCGACCUGCAGAUCACGAACGCACAGACCAAACAAGAGUACAAAGAUGAUGAUGCCGUGAUUCCCAAAGGUUCCUCCGUCAUCGUACGCAGAAUCCCCAUCGUUGGAGUCAAGUCGGGCUUGAACUGCAACAAAACCCGCAACAUGGAGCGAUCAGACGUCCAGCACAUGCAGCAUGGCCUCAGAGCCGACAGAGCAAUGAUCGACAAGAGUUCCUCCAAAGACCUACACAUAUUCUCUGAGAUGGCAAACCUGGCUGAUGCAAACAUUUCUGAGGAGGAAAAGAUCAAGGCCAUGUUGAAUCAGUCAGUGUAUGACUCCUUAAAUGUUUCCAAGUUUGGGAACCCUCUCCCUUCAAACUACACCUGCUACCGCUGUGGAAAUACUGGGCACCACAUUAGAAACUGUCCCAACAGUAAGGAUAAAAGUUCAGAGGCCCCUGUGAGGAUAAAGAAAAGCACAGGGAUUCCUCGCUCCUUCAUGGUAGAGGUUGAUGAUCCAAGUAUGAAGGGAGCCAUGCUCACCAACUCCGGACGUUACGCCAUUCCUGCCAUCGAUGCUGAGGCUUACGCCAUCGGCAAGAAGGAGAAGCCAGCGUUCAUGCAUGAGGAGCAGCAAGAGGCCAUAGAUGAGGAGGAUCCUAUACCGGAUGAACUCCUCUGUCUGAUCUGUCGAGACCUGUUGAGUGAUGCUGUGGUCAUCCCUUGCUGUGGAAACAGCUACUGUGAUGACUGUAUUCGCACUGCCUUACUGGAUUCAGAGGACCACAUCUGCCCUACUUGUAGCCACUAUGAUGUCUCCCCUGACACCUUGAUAAUAAAUAAAUUUCUGCGACAGGCUGUGAACACUUUUAAGAAGGAGCAAGGAAAAACUAAAGGUCAGAGAAAAGGAUGCCUUACCUCCCAGUCUCAAAAUCCAACCCCCACACCCAGCCCAGCCCCCACCCCUCCUCCUCUCUUUACUCAAAUCCAACCUCCCAAGAUUCACCAGCCAACCCCAAGCCAGAAGGAUCCUCUUCUACACUGCUCAGAGUCAGUCGACACACCACCGUUGUCUCAGGAGUCUGAGACUCCACCUGUGGCCUCAGGCCCUGCCUCUGCUUCAAACACACCAAGCAGGUCUCCUGAGAUUGUUCAUAUCCAACCUGAGACUGUUCAUAUCCAACCUGAGACGUUUCAUAUCCAACCUGAGACUGUUCAUACCCAGCUGGAGAUAAAUGAGAAAGCUGAAGAAAUGACACAAGAUGACUCUGUGGCUGCUUCCCCAUCUGGACUCAGUGUUUCAAACACUGCUGCUCAAUCACAGGCCAUACCACUGGUCGACCAGGCGCAGUCAGAUGAACAGAAGUCUUCCUCAGCAACCUGGAGUGAUUUGAACCCCCCACACCUUCCUCCCUGCUCCUCUGUUCCUUCGUAUCCACCAGCUCCCCCACCAGUCCUUCCAUCCCCACAUUUCAACCCGUUCCCGCUUCCUAGCGGAUACCCCCCUGGAUACCCACCUGUCCCACCUAUGUGGACUUUCCCAACAUUCAAGGGAGCUCCUAUCCCUCCCGUGACUUCUACUGGCUCAUCCAUCCCCAACAUCAUGCCCAGUGAUUGGUUCAUGUAUGGUAGCUGGAAGAAGGAAAGGUCACCACACCAAGGAUCUGCCUACAGAUGCUCUUCAAAGUCCUCUAAGUCCAAGUCCUCUCACUCCUACCUUUCACGCAGAUCCAGAUCCCGUUCCAGGUCCAAAGGCAGAUCAAGGUCAUCUCACAGAGGAUCUACACACAGCCGCUCUUCAAAGUCCUCCAAGUCCAAGUCCUCUCACUCCUACCCUUCAAGCAGAUCUCGGUCAAGGUCAAGGUCCAAAAGCAGAUCAAGGCCCCACUCAUCUUCCUCCCGCCAUAGAGAUCACCUCUCCCGUUCCCAUUCCUCCCAGUCCUACAACUAUGGCUACAAACGUCCACACUCUCCUACAACAUCCUCGUCAUCCUCACCUCGAACAGGUUACCAUUCCAGGCAUGAGUCAUCAUCAGAUCACCGCCAUCACAGAAAGAAAUCAAACACAAGCAGCUCCAGGUCCAGGAGGGCUGGAGAACACAGAGAAGAGGGGGGCUCUGCUGGUUACGUUUAUCCUCAGUAUACAGGUGAAAUGGAGAAGGACCAACAGCGCUAUCUUCAGUGGAAAAGAGAAUACAAAGAGUGGUGUGAGAAAUAUUUAGAAAGCUAUCUGGAUCACUUCCACCAGCUGCCUCCUCUUCCUCCUUGUCCUUUUCCUUGGAGUGAGAACAGAGAAAGACGCAGUAAUCACACAUGUACCAGCUCUCGUGACCGACACCAAGGCAGACACACGGACCGGUCACAUCGUCGCUCCCCUCCAUCACAGUCAUCCAGUGACAGCUGUUCUCUUUCAUCUCAGUCUUCAAGCAGCAGCAGCUCCAAAUCGUCCCAUUCACCCCGCUACACAAGCUCCUCUCUGUCUCAUUCAUCCGCAGACGGUCGUUCCUCUCCUUCUCAGACAUCCAGUGACUGUCGCUCAACUCAGUCAGAGGACAGUGCUCAGCAGAGGUCCAAUGAGACGUAUAGCUGCAGAUCAGAUUCACUUAGAAAGCAGAGUAAGGAAGAGGAACUAAAAGAAUGUAGUAAAGAUGACAAACCGCUAAAUGACACGAAUUUGGAGAAUCUAAGCAUCCUAAAAAAUGAGAAAAGGUGCUUAAAGAAACAUAAGCAAAGAAGAGAUGAUGCUGAGGAUAAGAGUAAAACUGCUUCAGCAAUUGUCUGCAAUGACAGUUCCUCAAAAGACGAAGAGGAAAACAACUACAGGGACUUGGAAUCAGCCGAGCAUUACAUGAAACAAGAGAGAUGUUUGGAUAAAGACUAUAAAAGCAAAAGCAGAGAAAUAGAGGAAAUGGAUAAAGAGAAAGGAGUGGAAAGAGAUAAAUAUUCACACUCCAGAAAGGAGUUUGAUAGACAGGACAAAGAGAAGUCUAGCAAAAGGAAACACAGAACGGAUAAAAACAGACACAAAAACCCUAAAGCUUCUGACUCCAGAUUAGAGAAAAAUAGAAAAAGAAAAGGAGACGACACGGAGAGAAGAUCCGAUAAGGCUGUAAGCAGCAAAUGCCUGAAAACUAAGGAGGACCUAGAAACGCUCCAGGGGGAAUCCCACUAUCCAUUUGAAAAACAGACACAAAAGCCUGAGAAGAAAAAACCUCUGAUGGAGGAAGACAUCUGGGAGAAAGGGAUAAAAAUGAAACCACAGAAGAAGAUAAGCAUCAACAUCAAGCUGGAGCCAAAACAGAAGGAAGAGACAGAAAAAUCACAGAAUACGUCAUAUUCAAAAGAAGAGAAGACCGAUGAUGAAGAGGAGAUGAAGGUAAACAAAGCAGAGACAGAAACAGAUAAAAACAAAUACUUAAGAAGAAACCAAGAGGAAGCAAAUGUCAAGAUAGGAGAGGAAAGACAGAUGUGGGUGAAAGACACCUUCAAAGAGAAGAAGGAAGAGAUGUUUGACAAUAUCGCUGAUGUUAGAGUUGAAAAAGAAGAAAGUGAAUAUGAGGAAUUAGACAAAUGGAGCUGUGAGGAGAAGGAGAAAAGUCAGUACUCGUCGACAGACGCAAUGGAGGACAGCCAAAGAGAAGAGGUGAUGGACAUCAAAAAACAGAGUGUGAGAGGAGAAAAGGAAGAAGAGAAGGGGCAGAGGAGUGAUUGUGAAGAUCAAGAGAGGGGAGAGCUGGUCUCAAAUAACCUGAAGGGGAACACUGAGAGUGAAAUACCUGACAAGGAAAAUAGAGAUGACCUGUUGGAGAAUUCGCAGCCAAAGGAGGUGGAGAUGGAGGAGAGGACAAAAGAAAGAGAUGCAUCAAAGUCCAGGCCAUGCAAAAAUGAUGAUCCGGACACAUACGUGGAUGAUGGCAGCUGGAGUUCUAAGGGUGUCCAGGAGAGAAAGGCGGUGGUGAAAACUCUUGAAGAAUACACUGACGGCAGAUCUGCAGAAGGGGAAGAUGAGCUUGUACUUAUACAGGUCCCUCUCUCCAAAUGGGAGAAAGAAGAAUCUGAGGAUGAAGAGUUCCAACCUUCAGUGUCUGUAUCUGUUACAGCAGAGACUGCAGCCAUGAGAGAAACAGAGAGAGAAAAUGACCAUCAGAGAGAGAGGUCAGUUGAACUAGAAAGAGACAGGACAACAGAGAGAGGAGGAAGAGGUAAGGACAGAGAGGAAAGCUCACAUAGAAAUGUGGCUCCCUCUAGUGGCAGAGACCGACAUGACGGCAUUACAAGAGACAGGGAGAGGGGGAGGGAUAGACGUAAGGAGAGCAUUAGAUCAAAAGUGAAAACAAGGGAGGGGGAGAAAGGCAGAGAGAGGGAGCAUAGGAGGAAUCUCCCUCUUUUUUCUCAUCCCUUCUCUUAUCCAAGGUCUCAUGAUUCAGGGAGGAGAGAGAAGCAUCAAGGGGGUGAUCAGGGUCGGAAAAAGAGCUCCUGUCCUGGCGGGGAUUUCUCCAGUGGCAGAGGCAGUGAGAUAAGUAGUGCCACCAAAGUGCCUGAUGAAAAUGCACACAGAACAGAUAAAAACAUGUCACAGGACUCAAAAUUUAAAGACAAAGAACGCCCCUGUUACAGCCGGGAGAGAGACGAACCCUCAUCUAAAAGCCUUGGAGGGUUUGAGAUCAGUAAGUCUAGACAAAGCAGCCCCAGUCGAGAAUCAGUGCAGAAGAGAAGCAGGAAUGAGACUAAGGUGCAGAUGAAUAACGUGGUCAAAGAUAAUAGAGAAAAUCAUGGCAGGAAGCAUAGAGAGAAGGAAGAAUCUGAUGAAAAAAGAAGGCAGCAAUCUGCACCCGCUGACUACACUGUAAGGAAAACACUGGAAGAUGUGGAGAGGCCAAGCAGCCGCAGCAGCAGUAACAGUUCAUCAUCGAGCCGAGAGAGCAGCAAGGACGUGAGAAAAGGGAGAGAAGAAGCAAGAAAAUGACAAAACGCUGAAGGAAAAUAGAGAUGGAGAGAUGAGGAGAGUGACUCGCCAAGCUCUGUUCAGUAUCGUUAUCUUGAAAAAAGUGAAAUUUACUUGAAUGAUGUUUUAUUUUCUCUGUCCAUAAAGUGCCUGGAUUAUUUUUCUCUGUUUUUGUUUACAUCAAACAUGCAUCAUUCUAUGAAAGUGAACAAAAUGUGAAGGUGAAGCACUUUAAGACUUAAUGAGAAGAUAAAUGUGAAUGAAAGCAAAUAUAAAAUUUUGAAAGAGCUUUAGUGGUUCGCACAUGCUCACAACUUGCUCAGGACUGCCAAUAACUGUGGUUUACGCACUGAUCGUGCAGAAUCAAAGCUUACACAUGAAUGACUUUAAUUUUGACAGCAGGCUAGUCAGUAAUUUGAUUUGUCUCACACAGGAGCACAGGAGUCCCCAAAGAGAGAUAAUUGAAAGAUUUUGUGAUUAAUUUAAAACACAUACUGUGAAUAUUUAUGAUUUAAACCUCUGUCGUAUUUUAUUUCAUUUUUAAUUUUGUAAAUAUUUAAUUUAAGGAACGAAAGAAUAUUCUGGAUGGAUGA
This is a messenger RNA of Cheilinus undulatus (humphead wrasse), 6022 nucleotides long. RefSeq names its product E3 ubiquitin-protein ligase RBBP6-like. Gene Ontology annotation, cellular component: nucleus. The record is from RefSeq and is a predicted model, not a curated record. Gene Ontology annotation, molecular function: nucleic acid binding; ubiquitin protein ligase activity; zinc ion binding. Gene Ontology annotation, biological process: ubiquitin-dependent protein catabolic process; mRNA processing; protein ubiquitination. Bases 375 to 5450 code for a protein of 1691 amino acids. NCBI's taxonomy places the organism in Eukaryota, Metazoa, Chordata, Actinopteri, Labriformes, Labridae. The transcript is spliced from 19 exons.